AAGUAAAAAGGACCAAAAAAAAAAAAAGUUUCAGCUUUUCUUCUCCCGAUAAUCUCUCAUAAAAAGCUGACACUUUUGCUUCCUCUCUCCCUCUCUCUCACUAUAUGUUCUGUGCGCAGAAACGUCGUAGCCCGCCGGGAGAAGAGGCUGUCUGCACAUAGCAAAAUGCUGGAAUACGAAUGGGGCAACACUGGCACAAUCAUGCUAUCGGGCGAGGAAGAAACCAACCAGGAUUCUGACCAAACUCGCCAAAUCUUCGACCACUACGCUCAACCCUUCCAUAACAACAGCUUUAACCCUCAGCCCACAACUACCGCUUUCUCUCACUUCAAUCCGCAACAAACCCAUACCCAUACUCAUUCACAGCUCCACCACUCCCUCUUCGACCCACGCGCCUACCCACCCAGCGCGUCUCCGUACGCACCACCACAGCUCCUCUCCCUCGAUCCCGUUACCGGUGCCGCCGGAAGCGGAGGCGGGUACCUUGUAGUCCCCAAGAGCGAAGAGAUUUCUAGGCCCGUGGACUUCGUCUCCAGACUGGGGCUCAACCUGGGUGGCCGCACGUACUUCUCCUCGGCCGAGGACGAAUUCGUGAAUCGGCUCUACCGCAGGGCCAGGCCGGCAGAGCCCGGUUCGGCUAACUCGCCCAGGUGCCAGGCCGAGGGCUGCAAUGCCGAUCUGACACACGCCAAGCACUACCACCGUCGCCACAAGGUCUGCGAGUUCCACUCCAAGGCCUCCACUGUCAUCGCCGCCGGUCUGACUCAGCGAUUCUGCCAGCAGUGUAGCAGAUUCCACCUUCUUUCCGAGUUUGAUAAUGGAAAACGUAGCUGCCGGAAGAGAUUGGCCGAUCACAAUCGCCGCAGGCGAAAAACUCAUCAGCAGCCCAAUCCAGAAAGUCUGAAAUCCCAGCAGGAGAACCCUCACAAUUCACCUCCUGAUAAUCUCACUAGGUCACCGCCCGACUCCGGAGCUCACUCCUCGUCGUCGGUGACAGUGGCCUUGUCCCCGCCACGAAUGUCGUUGGAUUGCUUCAGGCAGAGACCUUAUCAAGCCACGGCUUCUUCGGCAUCAUCAAGCUCACUUUUUUUCUCAAGUGGAUGACAUUGUCAAAACGCAAUUCAAGGGCUUCUGUAGAGAAAUGGAGGAGGGAUAUUAUUAGCAAAUAACAUAGUGAUCAUCAUCUUGAUUAAUUUCCUUUCUUUUUCUUUUCCUGGGUUAGUUUUAUUUUCCCCUGUAUUUCGGUGCUUAAUCAGCCUAAAUUGGUGUUUGUAACAUCAUAUGGAGCAUCUAAUAUUAUAUCUUCCGUGGAGAAGAGAUUCCCAAGUACUUAUUGUCUUUGUACUCUUCAUCAUUUCUCAUCAACAAGGAAAUUAAGUUAAUUCCA
Molecule: messenger RNA, 1387 nt
Organism: Juglans microcarpa x Juglans regia
Lineage: Eukaryota; Viridiplantae; Streptophyta; Magnoliopsida; Fagales; Juglandaceae
Product: squamosa promoter-binding-like protein 8
Cellular component (GO): nucleus
Molecular function (GO): DNA binding
Source: RefSeq, a predicted model, not a curated record